AUGAUAAGUGGAAUUGUUUUAGCUUUGGCUUUCUCUCCAAUGGUUAAGGCCAUUGAUUUUUUCGGUACUACCAGUAAAUUCACUGCUAACGAACUUAGUGAAAUGACUCUUUUCGAAAGAUUGAAGGAACACAACUGGAGCUUGGAGUAUCUUACACUUGGUUUCACAAUUGCUUUUGUUAUCCUUUACAAGGCUGGUGAUUUCUAUAAUCAAUACUUAACCACUUCUUACUUGAAAGGAUUGAACGAUGUUUUCAAGAAGAACUUCUUUCAAUAUGGUGUUUCUCAAAAAGACUUGUACAUCAAGGAUAGCUCUGAAGAUUACUCAUCUUAUGCAACUGGUAGAAUUAAUAUUGCCAAGGUUAACAUUGAUAUCAAGUUGAAACCUAGACAUAAUAUUUUUGUUUGGAUUCUUGAGUCCGUUAUGUCUUUCUUCACCGACUCUGUUGUUUAUCCUACCGAUAAAGUUAACAUUGAAAUUACUCCUUCACCUGAUGCAAACAUUGAUAAUUUCAUCACUGCUAUUGUUUCAAAGCUUGGUAUGAAUGAUUUCAGAAAAUUCAAUUAUUUCUUAUCUUUGACAAGAACUGCCGAUUCUGCUAACAUUCCUGAAUCAUUUGUGUUCAUGAGUGAAGCCAAUGAAUUUCAAGAUAAAACUUUGACUCCAGAGUUAAAGAAAUCUUUAACUUUGCAAGCUGCUUCUUUCUUGAGAUUUAUUGCCAUUACUGAUCAACCCGUUGAAAGACCAGAAACUAUUUCCCAAUGUGCACCAAAGCAAAGAAUUCUUAUUUCCACUUCUUUAGUUAGUAAUGCUGAUCAAUUAGCUCAGUUAUCUGAAAUAUUAGCGGCUAUUUUCAACUUAGUUGACCAAUUAGCUUCUAAAAAGAUUACUUUCAAAGCUGAUGCUUUAAAGAAAAUCGUUAAGACAAGAGAAAUUGAAAUUUCUAAAAUUAAGAAGGUCUUAGAUGAAAUCAAGCAAGAAGAAUUAGCUGCUGAAAAGGCAAAGUUAAAGAGAGAGCAAAGAUCAAACUUGAGAAAUUUAUCUAGAGAAGAACAAGUCAAGCUUGAGAAGAAAGAGCUUGAAAGAAAACAAAGAAAAGCUCAAAGAAAGCAAAGAGUUAAGAUGUAA
This is a messenger RNA of Debaryomyces fabryi, 1128 nucleotides long. RefSeq lists its product as uncharacterized. The coding region runs from base 1 to 1128 and encodes 375 amino acids. The transcript has 2 exons. Gene Ontology annotation, biological process: endoplasmic reticulum calcium ion homeostasis. Gene Ontology annotation, molecular function: calcium ion binding. The record is from RefSeq and is a predicted model, not a curated record. Gene Ontology annotation, cellular component: endoplasmic reticulum. Lineage: Eukaryota; Fungi; Ascomycota; Pichiomycetes; Serinales; Debaryomycetaceae.